This is a messenger RNA of Anoplopoma fimbria (sablefish), 3682 nucleotides long. Its product is annotated as RAC-beta serine/threonine-protein kinase-like. Gene Ontology annotation, biological process: protein phosphorylation. The coding region runs from base 186 to 1628 and encodes 480 amino acids. Gene Ontology annotation, molecular function: ATP binding; protein serine/threonine kinase activity. The record is from RefSeq and is a predicted model, not a curated record. The transcript is spliced from 14 exons. NCBI's taxonomy places the organism in Eukaryota, Metazoa, Chordata, Actinopteri, Perciformes, Anoplopomatidae.
CCACGGUGUUUUCCUGGGUGGAGGGCCUGCUCUGGAUCUAGCCUGUCAAAACUGCAUUGAAACAAGAGCAACGUGGGAUAAAGUCAGUGAAAUCAGGUGCUGUUCAUAUUUGAUAACUGUAACUAAGACUUGAACGAGCCAGAGAGAAAUCCAGUGUUCCCCUUCCCGACCCUCUCUGAAACACCAUGAAUGAAGUUAGUAUUGUCAGAGAGGGCUGGCUUCACAAACGAGGUGAAUAUAUCAAAACAUGGAGGCCCAGGUAUUUCAUCCUGAAGAGUGACGGUUCUUUCAUAGGCUACAAGGAGAAGCCUGAUCUAAACGACCAAACUUCACCACCACUCAACAACUUCUCAGUAGCAGAGUGCCAGUUAAUGAAGACUGAAAGACCCCGGCCCAACACAUUUGUCAUUCGUUGCCUACAGUGGACCACUGUCAUUGAACGCACCUUUCAUGUGGAUGGCAAUGAGGAGAGAGAGGAGUGGAUGCGGGCAAUCCAGUCGGUGGCGAAUAGUCUAAAGAUGAGGGAACAGGAGGAGGAGGAACCAAUGGAUAUGUUUGGCUCCCCCAGCGACAGCAGCCUGGAGGAGAUGGAGGUGUCCAUGUCCAAGAAUCGCUCCAAAGUGACAAUGAGUGACUUUGAGUACCUGAAGCUUCUUGGGAAGGGGACCUUCGGGAAGGUAAUUCUGGUCAAAGAGAGGUCCACUGGAGUUCAUUAUGCCAUGAAAAUACUGCGCAAAGAGGUCAUCAUUGCCAAGGAUGAGGUGGCCCAUACAGUUACAGAGAGCAGAGUGUUACAAAACACACGACAUCCCUUCCUCACGACACUGAAGUAUGCUUUCCAAACCAACGAUCGACUCUGUUUUGUAAUGGAAUACGCUAAUGGAGGCGAGCUCUUCUUCCACCUGUCACGGGAGCGAGUGUUCACAGAGGACCGGGCACGAUUCUACGGGGCUGAGAUUGUGUCAGCGCUCGAGUACCUUCAUUCACGUGAUGUUGUUUACCGGGAUCUGAAGCUCGAGAAUCUGAUGCUGGAUAAAGAUGGCCACAUCAAAAUCACUGAUUUUGGCCUUUGUAAGGAAGGCAUAACCCCUGACGCUACCAUGAAAACCUUCUGUGGUACUCCUGAAUAUCUGGCACCAGAGGUCCUAGAGGAUAAUGACUACGGCCGGGCAGUGGACUGGUGGGGACUGGGUGUAGUUAUGUACGAGAUGAUGUGCGGCCGUCUGCCUUUCUACAACCAGGACCAUGAGCGUUUGUUUGAGCUCAUACUCAUGGAGGAGAUCCGCUUCCCCAGGAACCUGUCGCCUGAGGCCAAGUCCCUGCUGGCUGGCCUGCUCAAGAAGGACCCCAAACAGAGGUUGGGUGGAGGUCCCAACGAUGCCAAAGAAGUAAUGAGUCACAAAUUUUUCAUCACCAUCAACUGGCAGGAUGUGGUAGAGAAGAAGCUGACCCCACUCUUCAGACCGCAAGUGACUUCAGAGACAGACACCCGGUACUUUGAUGAUGAGUUCACAGCACAGACCAUCACACUCACUCCUCCAGACAAGUAUAACAGUCUGGACUGUGAGGAUCCGGGCCAACAAGCACAUUUCCCCCAGUUCUCCUAUUCUGCUAGCAUAAGAGAGUGAUAUCAUUUCUGCCACACACACACACAAAUACACAGGAGGCAUAAACACCUGAGCCACAUCCUUGCAGGUAUAAAAUGAGCAGAACCUCCAUCUUCAAUGAUAUUUUAGUCCAUCAGGAUCUAAGUGCCUCAGCUGGUCGCCAUAUUGUUCAAUAGAACCACACUAUUGACAUAGGCAGGCCACACUGGCUGUACUAUAUCAAACCAGACUUCAGUACCUCACAUAGUCAUCAGCACAACACAACAACACAAUGCCUGUAGCACCUUUGGAUGGCCUAUAAACAACUACUGCUGCUUUUUCAGACUGUAAACCGCCAAUCAUUUUAACACGCUCUUUUUAUGCUCUUUAUGGAACAGUUCCUCCAUGAUGUUUCCAAAUGUUCUUUUUCAGAACUAGCUGUUACUACCUGUGAUAGGUAGGUUUGUAUCUAAAGGAGGAAGCAGCAGGGACGUUAGUCGGGCGUUUUUCUUUUGUAAGGUGUGUGUGUAUCUUUUUUUUUUUUUUUUUUCUUUUUUUUUUUUUUUUUUUUAGAAAGGGUAUCAUCAAAAUCUGAAUGUCAUCAGUUUAGUCAGAGUUAGUCUGCGAGAGCAUGAGCUUUUGUGUGUCUUAAUACAACGUUCGAUAUGCAUCAGGAUAAAUUGAUAACACGUGAUGAUCAAAAUGUCUCUGCGGAGAAAAGCUUUGAGCGAGCCAUGAAUUGUUUUUCGUAAACUGUUUGCAAUGAAAACAAAUCACUUGUUUGUUAGUUUGCGCUCAUCUCAGAAAUUGAUCUUUGUGAACAGAUCAGUGUGACACGUCAAUUAAUGGGAAUUGGGAAUACCUUAAUGCAUAAGGUGUUUAUGUUAUUAACAUUUCUUUUUUCAUUCUAGCAUUUUUUAUGUCUUGAUCAGCAAUGUACACACUAUCCAUGUGAUUUAAGAGACUUAAUAAGCACUUAAUGAUUUGAAGCAGACCUCAUUUCUUGAGAUGGACCAUGUUCAUUAUGUAGCUGAAAGCUUCCUGGAUUGGUGUCAGUGUUUAUUAUUUUUUGGAUCUCAUGAAAAUGUGUCUGCGAUACAGAUUUUCACAAACUGUGAGAUACCAAAGCUGUCCUGUUCCUUAUCCUGUUGACUUCUGUGGUCGGACACUUGAGGUUCUGAUUAACGUCAACAAUUGGCCAGAUUCAGAUUCUUGCAAUUUCCUUAAAGUUCUUGCCCGGCUGCAUGCAGACAGCAUUUAACAUUGGAGAACUUUGGCUUUUAUUUUGGUAACAUAAGAAACCUUCAACAGUAGGUAUUAUUACUGUAAAAAAAUAGCUCCAAACAAACAAAUUCCAAGCGCUUUGAGAGCACAUGUUCAUAUCUGGAGGGUCAUCCUUUCUUAGCAUUCAAAGCUUCUCCUGUUAUAUUUCCAGUUCACUCAUAGCUUUGUUAUAACGCGUCUUUGUAGACUUUCUAUGAAAGUAGUCUUUCCUCAAAUCUUAACCUGUUUGAGACUUAACAAGUUGAAUGUCCUCCUAGCUAUUGUGUAUGUCAUUUCUUUGUAAAUCCACACCACUGCUGCUUCUCACACUUGACUGAGCUGGAGAGUCAUCCAGCGAGCUGUGUAUAUCAUGAACAUGGUCCAUUGUGAGAUUUUGUGUUUCAGUGCAAUGACUUGCAAGUAUGUCUUUUAAUUAUUUCUAGUUCUUCCCAUCUUUUAUGAAUUGCUGCACAUCAUUAAAUGUUAAAAAGGGGAGGUUCACUGUUAAGAUUUGGAAUACUGGGUUUUAUACCAACAUUGUAUUGGUGCUACACUGAUGAGUCACUGGUGUUAAAUAAAGAGCUGUUGCAGACAACCUGCUUCCCGUUGCUCACAGAUUUUCUAUCACGUGCUCUUUUGAAAUCAUUUGUUUUUUUUUUUUUGCUGUUUUCCCUCAUCCUUCCUGUACCCUCAACCUCAUUCGCCGAUGGUCUCCAAUUAAGGAAAUUCAUAUUGGUUGAAAGAGUUGUAUGUGGUUUUAAUUAAAUUCUAUUGUCUAUGAAUGUAAUACUGAAAGACAGUGAUCCAAUACACAUUUUAAUUGUCUUUAUACA